Molecule: messenger RNA, 3310 nt
Organism: Stylophora pistillata
Lineage: Eukaryota; Metazoa; Cnidaria; Anthozoa; Scleractinia; Pocilloporidae
Source: RefSeq, a predicted model, not a curated record
CUUUUCUAAGGGAAGAGAUUGUUGAGUUUUUCCCUUGUCCCUUCAUUGAUACAUUUAUUUAAUGCAAAACGUGUUUUUACAAAGAUCAUCCGAUCCUAAACAACCGUAAGAGUAAUUCUGACAAAUUUUCCUUUCUUUCGGACUUUGCUGACAACACAGGGUUCGCAUUAUUUUUAAUCAAGGCAAGAAAAUCUUCUGAGUUUCAAUUUCGAACACCAGAGCUUUUACGAUGUUUGCUCUGAGAAAAAGAGCAUCGAAAAGUUGAAUUCAAAAUUUUUGAUAUUAAUGAUCUAUUCAAUUGUACUUUACUUUAUAACUUUUUGUUCUCUAGAAAUUCAUUUCCAGUGAUUUUUGAUGUUCUUCCACGGUCCAGCGCCAAUUACCAUUCUCAGCUUCAGAACCACAAAACAAAUUGCACGCACGUCAAUUUUCAAUACACUUCAGCCAUUUUAUUUCACACGCUUUACGUUAGUAGUUCGCGUGAUGAAAAUUGCGUAUAUAGUGGAUUGCGUAGAAUUUAUUUAUUAAAAUUUCGUUCAUGUUAAUAACAUUGCUUAUAAACCUUCUGGAACUAACUAGGUAACAAUGAAGGAUCGCGUAAAAGAAAAAAGGAGAACGACAACAACAGCAUUAAGGGAUUAUUAAAGAAAAACAAAUCCCUUUUAUUAUACUUCUGAGAAAAACUGGCCGGCAAAAAACAGCUUAAGUGUUAAUUGGAUUUUACAAAACCUUGUUUAAUUCAAUGAAUUGAAAAUUGAAUAAAUCGAAGUUUCAAAGAGGCGAGAAACUUUGAGAGGGGGGAUUAGCAAAUAAUUUAUCUUAAUCACCGCAAGCGCACUGUCAGGCUAGAGCAGAUUACGACAAAGAGCGUACCGGUUUGCAAAGUAGUUUGGGAACGCAGCCCAGCUAAUCGCCCGGUGGUCAGAAUCUUGAAAAACAAAACAAAAAAAGCCAUUGAACAUAAAUGAUUAAUGAUGCAACUAUUCAAAUGAAAUACAUGAAUUUUAGCUGGUAAAAAAAGUGUCCUACAGGGGCCACAACAAAAAUAAACUUGAAAUAGAUGUACUAAAAAAAGGUUGGCUGUUAAAUGUUCUUCAACGAGACAUCGCCCUAUAUCCUGUUUUGACUGGGGACCGAUGACGGUUUCUGCUUUAUAAUAUAGUCGAAUUUUUCAGUGAAUCUUAAUAAAAGUGUAAUUAAAUUCCUCAUAUUUCAUUCGAAAUCACAAGCUGAGUUAUGUAUGAUUUUAAUUGGCAAAAUUUAUUUCUCAGCAUGAAAUCUAUGCAAGAAGCCGGCAGAAUAUUAUAUUACAACAUAUCAAUUUGUCGCCUCGGUUGUUGGCGAGUUUUGGUUAGUCACACGGUAUUUUCGCAAGAAAGCAGUGUAGCCGUCCAGUUUUUUAAAAAUCCUCGAAAAGGGGCUACGAACUUGCUUCUGGCGUAAAACACGUGUCUUGUAGAUCGCGGAGAGAUCGUGUUUCUCAUAGAAAUUGCGACAUAGUAUCAGGCGGACUGUUUGCUGCCAUUAACGAGGUAAACCGCUUCAAUCGCCUACCAUCAUUUCGCACUUCAAUACGGAAGCGAUGAAAUUAUCACUGCCAGCAACUUUAACAGUUCUAGCAAUCCUUCCAGAAGUUUGUGGAAAUGAGGAUGGCACCGCAUGCGAACAAAGGACAGAAGAUGGUAAAUGUUGCGCGUUUCCAUUUACAUUUAUGGGCGAAGAGAAUCUUUUUUGUACCAGUGGGGGACCCUCUAAGGAUGAUUGGUGUGCGACAACAGAUAACUUUGACCGCGACGGAGAGUGGGGUCGCUGCACAGGUGUAAAAUGCUACGUUUGCUCCAGUGAUGUGUCUUGGUCGGACUGUGAAUCCCAUCAGCAAGCCCACAACUGUCCGUAUACGUACGAUCAGUGUCUGACACUCAGCAAGGAGGCAGGAGUCAGUAACACAAGCCUGCUCUUCCAAAAGAGAUGCACAUCUAACACUCUAUGUACUGCAUAUAAUCCAACUUGCGACCGUCCCGAUGUUCUCAAGUGUGACUUCAGCUGCUGCAUGGGUGAUUUUUGUAAUACUGCCUCACUAUUUUAUUCGACGCUUUGGAGUUUUGUUCCUUUAGUUGCGAUGACUUGUUACAUGUAUGCCUGAUUGCGUUCGGAUGAGUGACGUCAAACCGAUUACUGUUAGAAGCGAAAAUGAGUUGCACUGGUCCCGUCUUAUCGUAGCUACGUUUCAAAAUCUAGAAUCACAUUUGGCGUUGGGAAAAAACUACCUCCAGUUUGAUGGAGACUGUCAGCUGUUGGUUUAGUAUGAUAGAGAAAGUAGCAGGAAUGCCUAAAAUGGAGAAAAUUUAACUGGACUGAAAAUGAUGAAAUUGGAAAAUUGAGGCUGGCUUCUUCAAGUUACAUUAGUCGUGACGUAAAUGUAUCAUGGUUGCCACAGUCAAACAUAGAGUUUCCCAGACUGAUUGAAUUAACAAUUACGUACACGAGUCCUGAUUUACGCCUCCAACCUUCCCUCCUAAUUAAAAUAGAAGAAAACGAUCAGUGAUUUCACUCAUUUCACCAAAUUGAACGAAGAAGGGAAAGGAUAUGUUGGUCAGGAAUCCGUCAACAGUACAACAGAAUGUAGACGAGAGGGCCGAAUAUGUAUUUGAAAAUUCACUUUUCCCUAAUUUAAAGUGAAAUUCCCUCACUUUUCCCCGACUUUAAGGAAAUUCAUUUCUGACCUGUGGCGUUACUGUGGAAACCAUAAUUAUGUCUCCUUAGAUUCUUCACAUUGCCAAAUAACAUUGAGUAUUUGGCAGAAUCACGGACAAUAAAAUUCAAUGAUUCAAUCAGACCUGCUGUUACGUUGUAGGUUGAAAGCAAGAAAACAAUCCGGUUCAAAUCAAUGAGCAACGAAGUAAGUGGAUCUUCUUGGCCACUUAUAGCCAUACAAGGAAAUUUAGCAUGUUGGAAGUUGUAAAAAGCAAACCUUAAGCCACAUCAAAAAACAAACAAACCAGCUAGAUUUCAACGAUAUUAAAUACGUUCAUGCAUUAGUCAUUUCAAAAUCUCCUUCAUGAAACAAGCUGUUUUCUCACUAACAGGGAGACUAAAACUGAGUUAAACGUUAUGCUACUAAUAUACAGUAUACCCUUUAAAGGGAAAAGAACUGACUACUCAAUCUGGAUGAUUUCAUUUUCUUUUCAAUCAAAUAUAGUUUUGCUAAAGGAGAAUUAUUGAUAAUUUUUGAACUGAUCAAGAACUUGGCAUAUUUAAAUGUCUAAAUAAAUGUGUAAUGGAAAUAUAUGCAAAAAAUCUUAAUAUUCUA